UCUUCGCUGGCGACAACAAGCAAGGUCUUCAUCGGUAAUAACCGCAGGUAGUGGUCAACAGUACCCUGGUCCUUGGGAAUAUGGCGGGCACUACGCUUCGCAGGGGAGCGAAAGAUGGACGAGGAAAUGGAGGCUUGAAGCUUGCGGCUGCGACCAUCGCCGCCGCUUCCAUGCUGUUCCUCCCAGGUGUAGCGCAGGGGAGCGCGGCAGCCGAGGCUCACCCGCACCAGGGGAAGGUCAAGCCUUACAAGCCUGGCAUGCCGGACAUCGUGUUGACCAAGAAGCAGCGCACGGACCUCGACGGAGGGGACCUGGUGCAAGACAUGAUCAAGGGGGAGACGGAGGAGGAUGGGGGCAAGGGCGGCCGCGCCCUGGCCGUGCAAGACGUCAACGCGCCCGCCGAGUACGUGUGGGACCGCAUCCUUGACUUCGGCAACUACAACAAGAUGGUGCCCAAGGUGACGGAGUGCAAGAACUACGAGACAGAAACGCUGAGGAAUGGCACCGAGAUUAUCAAGACAAACCUCAAGCUCAACGUGUUCGGGGUGAAGCUGAACAGCUUCUUUUACCACACCUACUUCCCCUCCAAGAGCUCCUUGACGUGGACGCUUGACUACACCAAGAAGAGCACCCUCGAUGAUUCCGUGGGUUUCUGGCACGUGGCAACCCACCCGUCCCAAGAUAAGCAGGCCGAUUGGUCCCGCGUGUACUACUCGGUCCAUCUCAGGAUCCCGAGCUGGAUCCCCGGCAUCGUGAUCGGUUACCUGAACAAGAAGGCCAUUCGGGAGGCCACAACCUGGGUGAAACGCGAGAGCGAGCAGAAGUAUAGGGCGGAUUUCGCGGCCGGAAGAACCCUAGGGGGUAAGAAACCCGGCGCCGUGGGGCUGCCCGGUGGGUGGGGCGCUGCGUUCAGCGGCCUCGGGUCUAAGACGGGGUCGAAGGAGGGCGGAGGGGGGUGGAUGCCCAGCUGGAUGAAGGCGGCGGAGCCUGAGCCGGAGCCUGAACCGGAACCUGAGCCGGAGGUGCCGGACCGACGGAAGCAAGCGCUGAGGUGGGUGCGACGGUCGGCGUUGGGAGUCGGGGGACUGUGCGCAGGCCUCGCUCUGGACGGCGCCAUCGCCGGCAGCGACGGAGGGGGGUGCUGUGGCGGAGGAGGAGGCGGGGAGGGGGCAGGGGCGGCGGGCGCUGGUGCCUAACAUUGUAGUAGCGUGAUAGUAGCACAAAGUCGGGGGGUGGUUGGGCGAUGUUUCUCUCGCCGGUCGUGUCGUUCUUCUUUUUUUCUUUGCCAAAGCGAGAACCGAAGGAAGGGUUAUAAAGAGUGGGUGUUUCUAGAGUAAGAAGUAACACUUGACGCGGCGUGAGUCUUGUGAUUUUUGUUCGUGCCCGGUUGUUGAGGGAGUUCGAGCCAGGGAGGGAGGGGGGGGCGGCGGCUCGUGGACGUGGGAUGCGGGACUUGACGUAGAGUGUGAUAGCGCACAAAACACGGAUGGAAGAGGUACGAUAUGGUAGGUGGGUGUCCUUGCAUGUCUUGGUGUUAGUGCUGUCACCGCCAGUUUGCGGAAAGUAACCGCGAGCAUGCCUUCCUCCUCCCACAAAAAUACGCCUCGUCGAAACGGCUGGUUUGGGUGGGUGGGUGGCCUGGGGGCAAAAGCGGUCAUGCGGACUCGCGUGAGGUAGGGUUAGUCAUGUUUUUUCGAAGGAGUUGGUGUGUUUUUGUUUUUUGGAAGCGUUUCUUUGGGCAGUUGUUCCCUUUUUGCAACAAGCUGUCCCACUUCUUGCCGUGAGGGGGUGUACUCAUAGU
This is a messenger RNA of Ectocarpus sp. CCAP 1310/34, 1801 nucleotides long. The record is from the annotation of a GenBank genome assembly. NCBI's taxonomy places the organism in Eukaryota, Phaeophyceae, Ectocarpales, Ectocarpaceae.